AAGCAAAGAGCAAUCAGGUAGUCGUUCAGAUAUUUCCAGUCGAGUAUGAUCGGCACGUAGCUCUUUGUCAAAAGCUUCUCCUUCUUCUCUUUCUCUUUCUUUUUCUGUUUUAUGUGCAUAUUGUGAAAAUUUGUAUAUAGGAUCUCAAACUCCAAAACAGAGAUUCAACGGAUUCGGUGAAACGCUGCUGUCAAGAUAAAGGGUGAACGAUUAUCUGAUCACGAUGCCGUAUUACAAUAGUGGACAUAGUCCUUCCACCUAUAAUAAAGACGGAGGGUCGAGUGGUCCAUCGAGCACAUCUGGUGGCCGUGUGAGUAGUUCCGAGCCGACAUACAUGAUGGAGCAUUUGGCCACGUUCACGGUCACGAAGGAAACCGGUAUUGUUUAUCCAGCGGACGGUAUGCGGCGACUUUUGCAAUUGGAGAAGAGUAACGGCAUCUGGAGUCAAAAGAUGCAGCUCCGUCUGGAACGGAACUGGGUACUGAUUAUGGACAAUGAGACAGGGGCCGUCAUGGAGCGUUUCCCAGCCUCGUUGAUACAGGAACCGACCGCGUUCACGUCGAGGGAUCCUAUGGAGAUGUAUAACAACAUUCUCGUCUUCACAGUGGCGGAUGACAGUGGUUCCGGUCAACGAGCAGAAAUGCAUAUAUUCCAGUGUCAAAGUGUCUCGGCACAAGAUCUCGUCGAGGAUCUGAAGAUGCUGCAAAUGGGUAAACUGGUACCCGGUGGUUCGCCAAGAGGUCCAAGAGGACGUAUUCCACCGCCUCCCACUUUACCACCGCCAGAACCACCCUUAAACGGGGUUAAUGUCCGAGAACAAGUAUCUGCAUUUAGUGCUAACAAUGCCGAUAGUCAAAAUGAUAUAUCUCGUGAGGAGAACAAUGACGAAGUGUCCUCGACAUCUUCCGAAAAAUAUGAACGCGACGUGACGAUCCUGAAUCAUUGUUUCGAUGAUAUUGAAAAAUUUAUCGCGCGUCUGCAAUAUGCGGCUGCCGCUUCUAAAGAAUUGGAACGUCGAAGGCGCAAUCGAAAGUCGAAGAAAAGAAAUCUCGGUGACGGAAUGCUGACAAUGAGAGCCAAACCGCCACCAGAGAUGGAAUUCAUCGAUAUCUUUCAAAAAUUUAAGCUGUCGUUUAAUUUGCUGGCUAAGUUGAAGGCUCAUAUUCACGACCCCAACGCUCCUGAACUAGUGCAUUUUCUCUUUACGCCGCUUGCUUUGAUCGUGGACGCAUCUCACGAUACUAAUUACGAUCCUAACUUGCCAAGCAAAGUUGUAUCACCGUUAUUGACUAGAGAAGCGGUAAAUUUGUUGAUUAACUGCGUCACAAGUAAAGAGACGGAGCUUUGGCAUUCAUUGGGCGAUACGUGGUUAAUACCACGCGAUCAAUGGAAAGGUCACGUUCCCCCCUAUCACCCUAUCUUCAUGGAUGGUUGGUCCCCUGAGUAUCCAAUACCAGAAGACAGAGACCACGAUCAUCUUGCUUCGUUAUUGAACGCUGACAAACAGAAGAGGGACGAGCUCCCUGAACAACAGAACGAUUCGUAUUAUAAUCAUCGAGAAGUUGACGAAUCUCAUUAUAGCAGCGAUUAUUUAGAGUACGAGAGCAGAGAAGAGCGUGCCGGUAACGAAUAUUUUGAUAGAAAUUACGGUACCGGUUCAGAGUUGUAUGGUAGAGAAGAAAGAGUGGUCGAUCAAACGAGAGCGCAUAGCGACAUAUCCGUAGACUCGAUCGAAAGAACACCGAGAACUGCUGGUAUGGAAAGAGCUCAGGAAGCUUGGUUAGACGACUUAGUGGCUAGACACGCGAAAAUCGUGCAAGUUACUUAUCCGAGGACGGCAAACAACGAUAAAGAAUUGACAGUUGUUAGAGGUGAAUACCUAGAGAUUCUCGAUGAUAGCAGGAAAUGGUGGAAGGCAAGAAAUUCCAGAGGCCAGGUUGCCCAUGUGCCACAUACUAUUGUUACACCUCACAAUCCUUCUCAUUCUAACGACAACGAUGUUUUCAACAAUCCUUUGUACACGAGUCGAUAUCCGAGGCAGGGGCACAGCUAUAAUUAUGAGGAUUCUGAAAUCGAAAGGACCAGCACAAGUCCAGGACCUGAAGCCACUCAUCGAACGCAUGCGAUUCCACCUCCCGCACCUGCAGAUUGGGUGAGAAAAGAAAGACUUGGGAAAAAAGAUGAAUCUAACGAAGAAACGACGUCUAUCGGUAGUAACAAAGUAACAUUUGCAAUUAAACCUGACAUCAAUGAAAAAAUAUCAUCCAUCAAUGAAGAUCAGAAAUCAAAAUCCAAUAAAAUGACAGAGGUAGUUGAAAUUCACGCACCACCUCCGGACGUACGUGAAGAAAUCGCGAAGGAAAUGUCGUCAUCAUUAAUAUCAACAAUUACUCCACCACCACCUCCACCGCCUCCUUUAGAGAGUCAGAUAUCUGUUUCUUCGAAUAAUUCAUGCAAAUCAGCUACAUUGAAGAGUAAUCAUACAAUUAGCGGGCUGAAAACCGAGAAAGAAGUGCAAGAGGAACUGAAACAAGUAUUAAUGAUAUUUCGUGAGAAGAAAGAGUAUUAUGGCAAGAGUAUAGAUCGUGAGCCUGUCUUGGAUCAAUAUUCCACUCCUAGAGAAGUGCAAAAAUGGCUUACAUUUAAAGGAUAUUCAGAAAAAAUUUGUAAACAAUUAAGAGAUAUGGCUGGUUCAGAAGUAUUUGAUUUAACAAAAAGACAAUUGGAACAGUAUUGUGGUAUCGCGGAAGGUGCCAAACUUUUCAAUCAAAUUUUAUUAGCACGAAAUGAAAACAAGACGAAGAGUUCUCGAACAUCGGAAUUGAAACAAAUAUUAGAAAAAGCUAGACACAAACAAUGAAGCAUUUUCUAUCAAAUACUCUAUAAAUAUAUAAUAAGAAUUAUACAUAUCUUUCAAGUGUAUGUAGUAACAAACAUAUACAUCAAGAAAUUUAAUAUCAAAUUGCAUUUAUUAUCGAAUAAUAAUCAUAUUACUAUUUUCUUUUAUGAAACUCUGUGAUUAGUUUGUAAAUUAAGAGCAAUAUAUUUAACACUAUAUCUACUAUAUCUAUAGAUAAAUAUAUUUACAAACUAAAUACUUAAAUGAGAUUUUUCAAUUAUUAUUUUUUUUUAUAUAAUAAUAUAUUAUAAAAAUAUAUAUUAUAAAUAUUUCUGUUAUAAUAGCAAUAAGAGAAUGCGUUUUAAAUAUUGUGAAAAAUACUUAUUACUAAAUAACGAAGUGAUAUUUUCAUAAAAAAGUCGUUAAUAGAAAGUCAAAAAUAUUCGUUUAAUAUUGAUGUCAAAUUUUUAUUUCAAGCGAUCACAUACAUUGUAACAGACAUAAAUAGGUACUCUAGCUGUAUCAUUUAUUAUAUUGAUAAACUAUACAUUUCUUUCGAAUACUCGACUCGAAGUCACACAAUGUGAACACAUUGAUAAUUAUAUUUUUAUAGAGAUAAAUCUGUUAUAAAGCCCUUGCAUAUUUAUCAUUUAAAUAAUUCUCAUACAAAACUUUUAUAUUGGCAAAUGGAAUACAACGAUACACGUACUGAAUACCGUAAUAUAAAACCUUUAAUACAACGAAUGUAACAUGCACAAUAACAAUGUUAAGUCUUAAUAAAUGUUAAUAGUCUAAAAACUGUAAAAACAAAUGGAGACAACACUUUUCCAUUAAACCAUAUAAUAAUUGAACAAGGUCAAAUCGUUUCUCGAUUAAUCAGGUUUCAAACAGUCUUAUAUAAUCACAUAUAUUCAAUUAUGUAAUUAUUACUAGAAAACAACAAUAUAUCUUGAGAAAAAGCUUCAUAAUAGAAUUGUUUUUAAUAAAAUAAUUAUAAAUUAUUUCAAAAUAUAUGAACUGUGUUGCUUUCUAUGAUUCUUAAUAACUUAUUGUAACUGAUUCUAUGCAUGUGUAGAAACUUUUAGAAAUGUUUCAAUACAAAAUCUACAUUAAAAAACUCUUAGACAUAUUUUUCUAAAUGCGAUCUAAAAAUGUCUCGUUCUAAAAAUGUUAUUCGCGACAGUUAUUCGCGACAGUUUUGCAAUUAUAACUUACAAUGGUAACCAAAGUUUUUGGUCGUUUACGAGUAGCUCAGAUAAGCCUUAUAAUUGUAAAAUUUCAAAUUCAUUCAUUUUACACAAUAAUAAUUACGUAAUAAAUAUUUAUUAUGCGAUAAUUACUGUUUAGUAUCAUUUAUUCUUAACAUUAUUAUUAUUAUUAAGAUUAUUAUCAUUAAUUUUACUUUCGUAGACGCAUGUGUCUUAAGGAUUUAAUAAAAUCAACAAUAGAUAUUUUUUCAAUGACAAAAUUAAAAAAAAAAGAUUAAUAAUUUUCAUAACACGUUAAAAAUCGGAAUGUAGGGUUCAUGCUAUUAAGGAAGUAAAAAAAAUUUUUUUGUUCACACAAUAUAAGACUUGAAUAAUUAAAUUAAAUAAUACUCAGUGAAAUUUCCACAUGAAAUUUUAUAAAUUUUGAAAAUCAUAAGCAAACAAAUAUGCAUUCUUAUCAAAUACAUCAAAUACAUCAUUACGUCUUCCUUUUGGUAUAACGUUGUUAAUUUAUAAAUUUAGCAUCCUUGACUAUGUUAUCUAUUUAUGAAUUUGUGCGUAUUUCAAUUUAAUUUUUAUAAGCUAUCAUUGUUGAACUUUAUCAUUUCUCCAUUUAAAUUUUGUAAAUUUUAAAAAAUGUCAACAUUUUUAGAGCAGAAGAAUUCCGCUCCAUAUCUUUGGAAUAAAAAUUUUAAUGCCAAAUAUUUGAUUCUAAGAUACAUCUGUUUCCAUAUUAUCGCGAUUUUUAUCAUUUGAACUAUUUUAAACCCGCAAAUUCUAUGACAGUAAAAAUACAGUGAAAAGAUAAAAAAAAUUAUCUGUUUUUCAUUCGGUUGCAAUUAUUCGGUUCAACUUACUGUUAGAUUGUUUUAUAUGAUAAUUAAGUUAUCAAUUUCUAAUAAAUAUUCAAACAUAACUGUAUAUAAUUUAUAAUACAAUUAUUUUAAUCCUUUGCGAAAGAACAACUGUUUAAAUUCUUUGAAUCGUUAAAUUAAGGAUAAUAUAAUAUUUACAAUCAUUAUAAUUAAUAAUAUAAUUAACCGAAACGUAACAUUAAACUGUGAUAGAAAAUAGAACAAUUAUUGUAUUGGGCUGAUUUCUUAAAAUUAAUGGUACAGUGUUUGAUUCUAGGACUAACGAUAGUGUAUAAAAUAUAUAAUAUAAUAUAAUAUACCCGUGAGAUAAUUGCAUGCCAGAUAAACCUUGAUCGAGAGCGAAAACAUUUUUAUAUGUAAUAUGUACACCGGGCAUAUAAUGUUUACGUUAUUGUAUAAUGUCAAUGAUGAAAUUGAUGAUGAUCACUGUACACCGGUGUUAUAUAAAUUAUUAAAAAUAUGAUACGAAACCAAAGUUAAUAAUAACUGAUUAAUGAAUGUUAAACAUGUACAACUUAUAAUUGGCGACUAAUAAUCGUUCAUUAAUAAUGAUCGAUUUAAUAAUAAACAUUAUUAAAUAUCUAAGUUAUUUUGAAAAUGAUUUUGAAUAUUACAGAUGCGAAUACGUUUUUGGAGUAAUAUAGUUACGCAAUAAAUAACUUGCUCAUAAGCUUGACCUUGGAAUUAUCAGAAAUACGUAUAUCAAAUAUUUUUUACGACUUUACAAAACAUAAAUUUAUUUUUUUGAUUAUCUU
Apis dorsata (giant honeybee) is the source of this 5677-nucleotide messenger RNA. RefSeq names its product epidermal growth factor receptor kinase substrate 8-like. Bases 224 to 2860 code for a protein of 878 amino acids. NCBI's taxonomy places the organism in Eukaryota, Metazoa, Arthropoda, Insecta, Hymenoptera, Apidae. The record is from RefSeq and is a predicted model, not a curated record. Gene Ontology annotation, molecular function: actin binding. Gene Ontology annotation, biological process: Rho protein signal transduction; regulation of Rho protein signal transduction. The transcript is spliced from 11 exons. Gene Ontology annotation, cellular component: plasma membrane.